Molecule: messenger RNA, 1411 nt
Organism: Linepithema humile (Argentine ant)
Lineage: Eukaryota; Metazoa; Arthropoda; Insecta; Hymenoptera; Formicidae
Product: cytoplasmic dynein 2 light intermediate chain 1
Biological process (GO): intraciliary retrograde transport; intraciliary transport involved in cilium assembly
Cellular component (GO): cytoplasmic dynein complex; axoneme; ciliary basal body
Molecular function (GO): dynein heavy chain binding
Source: RefSeq, a predicted model, not a curated record
ACCGGUCUCUAAAUAUCUAUUAAAAGAAUAGAGAAUGCUGUAUUAUAUUACACUAUGCAACUAAAAAAAACAAAAAAAAAUCGCAUACCGAUCAUCCACAAAUUUACAUCAUGCAGGAAUAGUAUGAGCGCAUUGAAUUAUCUCCGUGGAAACGAGAAGUAAAACAUUACCAUAACCUGAAGAAACAUAGAAUUGUGCGAAUACAACUAGAGUGUCCAGUAUCACGUUCUCAUCGCGUUUCAAAAACAAUGUCUGCAGAAAAUUGUGAUGAGUCUAUGCGAGAAACGGCAUUACGACUUGCCGUAGAAGAAGAAAACAGACGAAAGACUGAUCCAAAUGAAACUCACGAACGAUCCAUUAUUAUCCUUGGUAGCAAGGGAGUUGGUAAAACAACAAUGGUGUAUCGAUUUCUCGAAAAAGACGAAAGGCCAAAACCGACGAUAGCAAUGGAUUAUUCGUUUGGUCGCAAAACUGUAAAAAGUUUAGUAAAAAAUAUAGUACACGUAUGGGAAGUAGGCCACUUGGCUUCUUCUUUGGUAUCUGUCGCAAUGACGGGAUCUACAUUAACGCAUUCUCCUCAUCAUACUAUGCUAUUGAUGAUGUUGGAUUUAUCACGACCGGAGGAAUUAUGGACUUCCUUUGAAGAGACUCGUUCCGUAAUACAAAGUGGUUUGAAAAUGAGUUAUGAUUCUAAUAUAAUUCAAGAAUUACGAGAAAAAAGAAUAGCAGAUAGAAAAAAGGAGUUAGAACGUGGAGUUGAUCCGUUACCGAUGAAGAUGUGUAUCAUAGGUGGACGAUAUGAUGAGUUCAAGGAAUUUGACUCAACGAAAAAAGAAUUUAUUGGCAAGAUAUUGAGAGCGAUAGCUCAUAAUUUGGGCGCAAGUCUUUAUUAUUAUUCAUCUAAAGAUAAGUUUCUUAUACGACGGCUGAAAGAUUUAUUAUCUCAUCAUGGAUUUGGUUCUCCGCUUUCGGACGAAAGAUGUACAGAUUAUGAGAAACCAUUAAUGAUGCCAGCGGGCGUGGAUUCGUUUGGACGGAUCGAUUUGCAAUUCCCCCAAACCAGACCAUCGGCAAUUUUAGACACUAUCAAACAGAUUUACAUCUCCCGUAUACCGCAAGUGUCGAGAAGCGAUGAAAGUACUUUGGAGGACCCCAGCAACGAUCCUAAUUUUAACGAGCCCAUCAUUGACAGACUUAGAACACAGCGAGAAGAGGAAAUUAGUGUACUGCUGAAUGAUAUGAUGGAAGGUCACAUGCCAAAGAUUCCCGUACCCGAUCCAAUUUAGGGUGCACACAUAUUUACAAUACAUCUGUUGUGUUUUUAAAGCGAUGCGUAAAAGCGGAUAAUACAGCUGGCAGUUUAUAAUACAUCCAUUUAUUUUAAAUCAACAAAGAUCUAUUUCAUAUGUAA